ACCUCUGUAAAGAUUCUUUUCAUCUUUAUUAUCUCUCUGGCAUCUAAUUUCACUUUUAACUUCAAUGCCCUCUCUCUCUCCACUGCAGAGACUUAACUCCAUUACAUGAGAGAGAGAGACAAGCUCUUCUGUUCAUUUAUAAAGAGACACCAAAUCUUAAAUAAACAACUUUAGGGAUAAAGUUGUGUUUUCUAUUACUCUUUCCCUCUUCUUCUCAAUCUCUCUUUGCCUUUAUCACAAAGAAAUGUACAAGAAUCAGCUGCAAGAGCUAGCACAGAGAAGCUGUUUCAACCUCCCAUCAUAUACUUGCACAAGAGAAGGACCAGAUCAUGCUCCAAGAUUCAAAGCUUGUGUAAACUUCAACGGUGAAAUAUUUGAAAGCCCUACUUACUGUUCCACACUCAGACAAGCUGAACACUCAGCUGCUGAAGUUGCUCUCAUUGCUCUCUCUUCGAAGGGCCCUUCAAAGUCUCUAACUGCUAGAGUUCUUGAUGAGACAGGGAUCUACAAGAACCUGCUUCAAGAGACAGCGCAUAGAGCUGGUCUUGAUCUACCGGUUUACACAAGUGUGAGAUCAGGACCUGGUCACAUCCCAACGUUCUCUUGCACUGUGAAGCUUGCUGGAAUGAGUUUUAGUGGAGAGUCAGCAAAGACCAAGAAGCAAGCUGAGAAGAAUGCAGCAAAUGCAGCUUGGUUCUCCUUGAGAAGAAUGCCAAGCUUGGACUCUCCGGUAGAGAAGAGAGGUGAAGAGAAAGAAAGAGAGGUAGUUGCAAGAGUCCUCUCAAGGUUUAGACCCAAAGAAGUGAGAAGAAGGGAGCCUAAUCAGUCAAGAAGAAGAACAAAAGACAAAACAACCACAGGAGACUUGAUGUCUGAGAAGCUCAGAUUGAUCAACCCGUACACCAAUGAACCUUCAUCAUCAAUGAAACACCACCAAACACUACCACCGAGGUUCCGGCCAUCGAAGUUUGAAGAACAUGCAGGGAUAAAAGAGAGCAUAGAUGACUCAAAGACAGAGAUGAUGAUAUCCAAGUCGUUUCCUUUGCCUAUUACUAACUCAAUAUCGUCUUCAUCAAUGGAGAGAAACUGUUACAGCAAGCUCUUGCCCUUUCCUGAAAUGUUUCAGAAGCUCGCUCCAGCUGUUAAUAUUAGAUCAGUGAUCCCAGUUUGCUCAGCUCCUCCACCAAAACCUAAUCCAAUCAAACACAUCACUUAGUCUUCCUUCUGCUCCAAGCGCACUGGGAUCAGAAUCAAAAUCUUGACGGAACCCAUGAUUAAAAGGUCGUAUCUUUAGAUAAACCCAUGUUAAGGAUCUGUAUAUUUGUCGUGUUCCUGGUCUUUUUUUUUCUUUUUUGAAAUUUGACGGUCUGACAUCACUUCAAUGCUCUGUAUUGCACGUAGAACAGAGGAAAAUAACAGAGUCAUCAGAGAGUGAAAGUGAGUCAAUAAAUGUAGAGGAGGGAGAGAGGAUAAGAAGAUGAAAUAAAAACAAUCAAUGGCAUUUGUUUUUCGCCAUUAA
Molecule: messenger RNA, 1519 nt
Organism: Raphanus sativus (radish)
Lineage: Eukaryota; Viridiplantae; Streptophyta; Magnoliopsida; Brassicales; Brassicaceae
Product: double-stranded RNA-binding protein 3
Exons: 3
Coding region: 245-1216 (323 amino acids)
Molecular function (GO): double-stranded RNA binding
Source: RefSeq, a predicted model, not a curated record